Messenger RNA from Cornus florida, 3093 nucleotides. Its product is annotated as vesicle-fusing ATPase-like. Bases 252 to 2468 code for a protein of 738 amino acids. Gene Ontology annotation, biological process: SNARE complex disassembly; intra-Golgi vesicle-mediated transport; Golgi to plasma membrane protein transport. NCBI's taxonomy places the organism in Eukaryota, Viridiplantae, Streptophyta, Magnoliopsida, Cornales, Cornaceae. The record is from RefSeq and is a predicted model, not a curated record. The transcript is spliced from 20 exons. Gene Ontology annotation, cellular component: Golgi stack. Gene Ontology annotation, molecular function: ATP hydrolysis activity; ATP binding.
UGAAAACUAUCUCCAUGCAGCGAGUAUUCUCUACGCGCUUAAAUCGACUCCGACUCAACCAGACACGGACCUUUUGACUCUCCGGUCUCCACCCUUGAAAGUUGUUGCCCGAACGCACAAGCGGCCCACCCAUAAACCAUCGGAUAAACCCGAACAUCUGUACAUUCACCGCCUUCUCUCCAUUCCUUCGAAGCCAAGCAAAAACACUUUAUAUUUCUCAGUGUUCGAUCUCUCUGUUUCUCUCACUCACCAUGGCACGGAGAUCAGCCUCAGCGGCCAUGAUCGUCACGAACACGCCUGCAAAAGACCUAGCCUACACCAAUUUCGCCUACUGCUCGCCGUUGGAUCUCAGGAACUUCUCUGUCCCCGGAUCCAAUCUCUUUCUUGCUCUGGUUGCUGAUACGUUUGUGUUAUCUUUAUCUGCCUACGAAAGCAUACCUAUUGGCCACAUUGCUCUCAAUGCCAUUCAGCGUCGCCAUGCAAGAGUUUCCACUGGGGACACGGUAUCCGUGACCAGAUUUGUUCCACCUGAUAAUUUCGAACUAGCAGUGGUUACUCUUGAGUUGGAGUUUGUAAAAAAAGGGACUAGAGACGAGCAGAUUGAUGCUGUUCUUUUGGCUCAGCAACUUAGGAAGAGAUUUAUCAACCAAGUUAUGACAACAGGGCAGAGGGUAACAUUUGAGUAUCAUGGCAAUGGUUAUAUCUUCACAGUAAAUCAGGCUGUUGUAGAGGGGCGAGAAAAAUCAAACAGUAUAGAAAGAGGGAUGAUUUCAGCUGACACAUACAUUGUUUUUGAAGCGUCAAACUCCAGUGGAAUAAAUAUUGUCAACCAACGUGAAGCUGCUAGAAGCAACAUCUUCAAGCAGAAAGAGUUUAAUCUUCAGUCACUGGGUAUAGGUGGUUUAAGUGCGGAGUUUGCAGAUAUAUUUCGAAGAGCUUUUGCCUCUAGAGUUUUUCCUCCACAUGUGACGAAUAAGCUGGGCAUCAAACAUGUAAAGGGAAUGCUGCUUUAUGGACCUCCUGGUACUGGAAAGACUCUAAUGGCUCGCCAGAUUGGAAAAUUGUUGAAUGGAAAGGAUCCAAAGAUUGUCAAUGGGCCUGAAGUGUUAAGCAAAUUUGUUGGUGAAACUGAGAAGAAUGUGAGGGAUUUAUUUGCUGAUGCCGAACAAGACCAGAGAACCCGAGGUGAUCAAAGUGACUUGCAUGUUAUCAUAUUUGAUGAAAUUGAUGCAAUCUGUAAGUCAAGAGGUUCCACUAGAGAUGGUACUGGAGUUCAUGAUAGUAUUGUUAACCAACUCCUCACGAAGAUAGAUGGUGUUGAGUCUCUGAAUAAUGUUUUGCUUAUCGGGAUGACCAACAGAAAGGAUUUGCUAGAUGAAGCGCUUUUGAGGCCUGGGCGUUUGGAAGUCCAAGUGGAGAUCAGCCUUCCUGAUGAGAAUGGUCGCUUACAAAUUCUUCUAAUUCACACAAAUAAGAUGAAAGAAAAUUCUUUUCUUGCUCCAGAUGUUAACUUGCAAGAGCUUGCUGCUCGGACAAAGAAUUUCAGUGGAGCAGAACUUGAAGGUGUUGUAAAAAGUGCAGUAUCGUUUGCUUUGAACCGACAAUUAAACAUGGAUGACCUCACUAAGCCUGUGGAUGAAGAAAGUAUAAAAGUCACAAUGGAUGAUUUCUUGAAUGCCCUUCAAGAAAUUAUUCCUGCAUUUGGAGCUUCUACAGAUGACCUUGAACGUUGCAGACUGAAUGGCAUGGUGGAUUGUGGAGGACGACAUGAGCACAUUUACAAAAGAACUAUGCUACUGGCGGAGCAAGUAAGGGUGAGCAAAGGAAGCCCACUUGUUACUUGUCUUCUGGAAGGCCCAGGUGGCAGUGGUAAGACUGCACUGGCAGCUACUGUUGGUAUUGACAGCGAUUUUCCCUAUGUCAAGAUUAUUUCUGCUGAAUCAAUGAUUGGGCUCAGUGAAAGCAGUAAAUGUGCCCAGAUUGUCAAGGUGUUUGAGGAUGCUUAUAAAUCGCCAUUAAGCGUAAUUGUCCUUGAUGACAUUGAAAGGCUACUGGAGUAUGUUGCAAUUGGACCUCGUUUUUCAAAUAUAAUUUCUCAGACGUUGUUGGUCCUCCUCAAGCGGUUUCCUCCGAAGGGGAAAAAUGUUUUGGUAAUUGGGACUACAAGUGAGGUGGAUUUCUUGGAUUCAAUUGGCAUUUGUAAUUCUUUUUCUGUCACGUACCAUGUUCCGACAUUAAAGACAGAAGAUGCUAAAAAGGUGUUACAGCAGAUAAAUGUUUUUGCCCAGGAUGACAUUGAUGCCGCUGCCGAGGCCCUUAAUGAUAUGCCAAUCAAAAAGCUCUACAUGGUAGUUGAAAUGGCCGCCCAAGGCGAACAAGGCGGGGGAGCAGAAGCCAUAUAUUCGGGUACAGAGAAAAUCAACAUUGCUCAUUUCUAUGAUUGCCUUCAGGACAUAGUCCGAUAUUAGAGUGGAAAUGCGCUUCUCAUCCCAACUUCUCAAGAUUUAUGCAUAAACCACAGUUUUGUAUCUUCACUUCACAAAUUUAUUUUUCUCUUUUUUCCUACUGUUAUAUCAUUGACUGGAUGUAAGCGUGAAUUUGUAUCUCUCUUUUUGCUGAGUGUUUUCUUUGUUCAUCCAGGAGAGAGUUUUCUUCGUCUGUUCAGGACUCGGUUCUUCUCUGAUCCUUUUUCCAUCCGAGCCUUUAUCGGACAGCCAUACAACACGGUGCUUUGUGUGUGGUAUACUCUAGUGAGGGCUUGGACCGAAAAAGACACGGAGAAGAUCCUUGUCCGUUCAAGUAAGGUCUUAAAACAAGAUUUUAUGGUUACCAGUGUGGUUGAUUGGAGUGUCAUGAACGUCUCUGUGGUUUUGAGAUAUUUAAUCAAAUAUUUCCAAUAUUGUAUUGCAAUAGGUGGCUCUACUAUAUGUUUGUAUGAGCUUGAGUUACUUAUAAUAAUGCAUGCAUGUAUCCUUCUCUUGCAAACCUCCAUAACAGGCUUGGAACUGAGAUGUGUACGCAAAGAUAGGUUGUUAUGUAUUGGACUCUGCACACCAUGCUUAAUGGAUACCCACUUGAGAUUUUAUGCUGAAA